Molecule: messenger RNA, 1482 nt
Organism: Carya illinoinensis
Lineage: Eukaryota; Viridiplantae; Streptophyta; Magnoliopsida; Fagales; Juglandaceae
Exons: 1
Coding region: 1-1482 (493 amino acids)
Source: RefSeq, a predicted model, not a curated record
AUGGUUGAAGAGGAGCUAACUAAACGAUGGGAGCGACUGCACCUGUCAAAUGAAGAAAUAACUGUUAUUAAAAUCCAAGCCGAAGACUCACGCACCAAAGUUGUUCAAGAAAAUGUCUGUGUGGUUGGCCGAGUCCUAUCCGAAAAAGGGGUAAACAAUGAAGCAUUUAGAAAUACAAUGACCCAGGUCUGGCGUCUGGAAGGAUGGGUGCGUUUUAAAGAUUUAAAUGACCAAUGCUUCCUAAUAGAGUUCCAAAAAAUGCAAGACAAAGAAAAGGUGUUGAGCAGGAGGCCAUGGUGCUUCGACAGAAACCUACUGACCAUCCAAGAAGUUGAUGCAAAAACUUCAAUCAAUGCUACCCAGUUUCGGUAUGAACCCUUUUGGGUGCAAUGCCAUAAUUUACCACUGGUUGCCAUGAAUGAAGAUAUAGGAGAAAAACUGGGUAAUUGCAUUGGACAAGUCAUAAGAGUUGACACAGACUCGGAUGGCUCAGCAUGGGGUAUAUGUCUGCGGGUUAGAACUGCCAUUGACCUGCACAAACCUCUUCUAAGAGGUAAGUGGAUGGAAUUUGAAGGACUAAGGUACUGGAUCUCGUUUAAGUACGAACGGCUGCAAGGCUUCUGCUUUCAUUGUGGGGUAUUAUACCACAAAGGUAAAAUAUGCUCGAGAUAUCACCUGGAAGCCCACACUGAGGAACACCAAUAUCAAUAUGGGUCAUGGCUUCGGGCACAGCCAAUGAACUCUUCUAUUUUUGAUAAGAGGAAGUAUGGGGGUAGUCAGGAAAGGGAGGAGAUGAAGAACCAGAAUCUCUCGACUAGGGAGGGCAAUGGGGAAAGGAAUAGAUGGGAUUAUAAGGAAAUGAAGCAGGCCAGACCUAAGGAAGAGAGGGGCUUUAUUCAUAAUAACCAUGUAGAACUAGAUUCAGUGAUAGAAAGCACAGAAAUUCCUAAGGGUGUGCUCAAGGUGGAGGAGGAACAAAGUAUUUCAGCAGCUAUGAAAACCCCGUGUAUAGGGGAUGAUCAUAAAAGGAGACAACCUAAGGAAGAUACAAAGAAGGUGAAAAAACAAGAAGAAGAAGUCAGCUUUCAGGAAAGAACACCAAGCAAUCAAGAAGCCCCACCUACUAUGAUGGAGUUGGAUCUGAGUAGUGCUUCAAAGGAUGACUAUACUAAGCAAGUGGACUUCCCACGUACCAGAAGUCUAACAUCAACCAGUCAAAAGGGAGAAACAUGGGUAUCUGAACUUACUGGGGACAACACAGGUACACCUGAACCCCAACACAAUCCCAGUAUGGUGAAGUUAGAAAUGGGACCUGAUAGGACAGGUGGUGGCCUGGAUGAGAAUCAAAAAGGGGGAAGAUGGAAAAGGAAAGCACGGGGGGUAACUAGUCCCAUUAUUUUACCAAAUGUCACCAACCGCCAAGUCCAAAAGGGCCCUAAAAAGAGAAGUCUAAGGGUUGAUAAAGAGGUGACCCCUUUAUAG